AUGAAGCAGCCAGCCACACUGGCCCACACGGGCACAGGCUGUGAUUGUGAGAAUGGGCAAGAAGCCAGAGAGCAGAGAGGGAGAGAAGCUUGUUCACAGAACGUCGGCUGGCUUCGCAGUCUCUCUCGUAUGAUAGAGGAACCUUCGUGUGUAAAAAUGUGAAGAGUGGUUUCUCCGUUUUGACGCAAAUUGAGACAAUGGAGUCCGUCCUUUUGGAAACCUUUCAGCAAUCCCAAAAAAGUGUUCAACGUCAUAACCAACUUGUUGGAAAGCUAAAGAAAGCCCACGUGGGCUGCAAGGACUACAAGCAUUUCAACGAAGAGUUCUUCAAAUGCCUCCAACAUGCCCUGGUUGAGUUCAAGCGUGAGCCAGCUGUUGAACGGGUAUUGGACUUUGCUGUUCAGUUUUCCAUCUCCACUGCCACCGAAUCAGGCGACAAGAAUAUAUUUUCAUUCCUGAUGGAGAGUCUGCUAGCACUGCACAGUAGUCGUGACAAAGGUGUGCGCAUGCGAGCGGUGGAAAUGGUGAGAAAGCUGCUGGAUAAGAUGGAGGACGAUGCCGAAAUCGACGUAAACCUGUGCGAUCGACUGAUCGACAUAAUGCUGAUUCGACUGAAUGACAAAAUCCCUGCCGUGCGAUGUCAGGCUGUGCUGGCCCUAGCCAGACUGCAGGACCCCGGCGACACGGAGUGCCCGGUGCAGGGAGCCUUCCAAAAGCUUGCCAUGCUUGACUCCAGUCCGGACGUCCGCAAGACAGUCUUGUCGCACAUCUUUGUACGCGCGGACACGAUUGACAUUCUGAUCGGACGAACGCGCGACGUCAAGGACAACGUCAGGCGUACGGCAUUCGCCGUGCUUGCCGAGCGUGUCAGCAUUCGAUCACUGACCAUUGCUCAGCGUCGUGAGCUGCUGAAGCAGGGUUUGGCCGAUCGCAUAGAAACAGUCAAACAGGCAUGUGUGCUGCAGCUGUUACCUGCCUGGAUGAAGCAGUGCGAUGGCAAUUUCGUGCAGUACUUGAAGCGGCUGGACGUGGAAAGUGGCGACGAGUGGGUGGAGAAGUCUGUUGUGGAGCUGCUGAAGACCAAAUCACCAGCCGAGCUCAUCGAUGGAUUUCUGACGCAGCCAGACUGCCGUGAGCUUGUCGAGAAUAUACGGUCGCCGAAGGCUGAUAGCACCACCAGUGGGCUGGAUCCGGACGUUUCGUUCUACUGGAGAUGCCUGUGCCAGCACCUGCGAGGCUUGGGCAGCAGUGCCGAGGAGUACCUGGAUCAAAUCCUUCCCGAGGGCGCCAGUCUCUGUCCGUUUCUCAUGAGGUGUAUAUGUGAUGCUGACACAUCCAAGGUAGACAACGAUGACACUGCUACCAGGGUCUUUGUUCUACAACAGCUCUUCAAGACAGCGCCAUUGCUGGACUUUGCUGACGAAGUUGGCAGACGGCGUCUACGUGAUCUGGUGUGCAAGCUGCUCCCAAUGGAUAAUGUGCCCGAUGUUCUAGUGCCCAUGCUGGCAGCUUGUCUUCGAGCCGUGGAAAGCAGCCAUGACGCACGCAUGGACAUUCUCUUGGAAAUCAUCUCCGACAUCCACAUGCCGAUGACAGAGCAAACCAUGGAUGCUGAUCAACUCCAAUCGACCCUGGCCAACAUGAGCCUUAGCGUGGAGCAUGUUCCACUGGAAGCACUUCUGAAGUGCCUGUCCGUACUGCAAGAGCUGCUGUUAGAUGUAACUCGGCCCUCGCUGAGCCCAUCGUUGAGAGCCUUGACCGACUCUCUGGUUCUGCCGUGUAUUCAGACACCCGACCCGGUUAUCCGAGAAGCAGCUGUCAAGUGCCUCGGCCUGUGCUGCCUGUUGAGCUUGGACUUUGCAAGGCAACACAUGCUGCUCUUCCUACAGGCGCUUGAAGUGGAUGUUGAAGAAGUGCAAAAGGUUGCCUUGCAAGUAGUGUUUGAUCUUCUGCACACGUACGGCUUAAACUCCUUCGAGAUCAAGUCUGCGAAGGACAGUACGUCGACGGAGCAUGAUGAAAAUGGAGAAGAGAAAGCAGAAGUUCAGCCAGAGGAGGCCAAGAGCAAUGUGGCAACUGGGAUUCUCUCUGUUGUUUCUCGUUACCUUGAUAGUCAGGUUGAGGAGUUAUGCCACACUGCCAUGCUUGGUUUUGCCAAGUUGAUCCUUGCCGGCCGCCUGGUCAGCUCCAAGGUGCUACUGCGCCUCUUCUUGCUCUGGUUCAAUCCAGCAUGCGAUGACGACUUGUUCCUACGCCAGACUCUGGCAGCCUUCUUCCCGGUCUUUGCCUCUAACUCCAGAUUCAACCAAGAACAACUCGGCAGUAUCCUACUGCCUGCCCUGACAACAGUGUGGCAGGCACCAGACUCCUCUCCACUCGCUCUCAUCAACGUCAACGACUUGACCCAGUUCUUGAUUGAGUUCACCGAUCAUCGGCAUCUGCGUGGCAAGCAUGCAGCUGAUGCCGAUAUGCAGGAACGAACAGUUCAUGAAGACAUUGCCGUCAAAGUGGCCAACAAACUGUUGACGGAUGAGGAGGACAUUGAUGAACGUAGCUUGUGCCGAGUACUUAGCCUUCUCUACCUCUUGCCCACUUCACCAGUAGCAGAGGAGCUGCAAGCGCUUGACAAUCAGCUUCUAGAGGCGGUCUCUGACAAGAUGGCACUUCGCUACCUAGCAAAAUUCCGUUCGAAUAUCUCUGGCUCCGGUAAGACAGCGAGAAGGCCAGCACCUGGUAAAACACCGUCAUCGAGAAUGAGACCGGCUGCAACACGGAGAACUACUGUCACACGCACUGCAACUAAGUCCGCCAGGAAAUCACAAGCAGUUAUUCUAGAGAGUGAUGAGGAUGACGACGGUGAUCUUAAUGAGGAGACGAUUGGUAACUCACCGGUUGAGGCUCGACCCCGCCUUGCUAGAGGCUGCAAGAGUAAAGCGAAACAAGUCGAAAAACGCCUGUUCGACUCCAGCUCUGACGAAGCAAACGAUGAUGAAGAAGACUGUAGUGAUUAGGUGUCAAGCACACCUGUUGUGAACGACCACUGUAAGAUCCAAUCAUCAGCUUUGGUAGCAUUCAGAGUGCUCUUGAUUGCUCCACUAGGACAUUGCCAGCACUUUUAACCUGUAGAACUGACUGUACAUAGCCUACCAUUUAACCUGGCUGAUUCAGCAAUGACGCACUUCAGCAGUGAUUAUCACGCUGUAAUCUUGCAUUGCCCUUCGCGCCACCUGCGUUAAACCACGGUAAAUCCAGUUAUCUGGUGCUACAGCUGCGCUCGGUGAAAUCCGACCCAAAGUUCAUAUCUGGCGCCCUCACCGCCCUGGAAGUGGUACGCAUGUGGCUGGAUGUACAUGUACGAAUACCGUGAUGUAAUCGGAACUGGUCUAGGGCGUCAGGUUUUGCACUCUGGGUCGGAUUUCACCGAGCGCAACUGUAGUGUGUUUGCUUUCUGCCGACCAUCUUGUUUUCUUUUCCUUUGCUGUUACAUUGUAGCUGUAUCAUUGUCUGCCUAGUUUGUACUAAAUGAUGAUUUUUAUUAUACAAGCCGAUAAUAGGGCAAGUGAACUGUGUAUAGUGCUCAGCUGAUUUAGGUUAGGGGUGUGCUCAAUAUAUUUUUUCUCCUUGUGCACACCUAGUCCAUGAUCCGUGUAUUCACCAUGCGUACGCAUGCCGUCUUGAUUAUGGUUUUACACCUUUUUCUUUCUUUUCCUGCCUUCAUCAUGCGGUCAACAUGACUGCGCUAACGUUUGAAUGCGAUAAUGAAAUCUAGA
Molecule: messenger RNA, 3770 nt
Organism: Sycon ciliatum
Lineage: Eukaryota; Metazoa; Porifera; Calcarea; Leucosolenida; Sycettidae
Product: condensin complex subunit 3-like
Exons: 16
Coding region: 198-3011 (937 amino acids)
Biological process (GO): mitotic chromosome condensation
Cellular component (GO): condensed chromosome; condensin complex
Source: RefSeq, a predicted model, not a curated record